AACUACUACAACAUCGGAAACAACAACGACGGAAACUACCACAUCAUCGGAAACGACAACAACGGAAACUACUACAACAACGGAUACUACUACAACAUCGGAAACGACAACAACAGAAACUACGACAACAUCGGAUACGACAACAACGGAAACUACUACAACAUCAGACACUACUACAACAUCGGAAACGACAACAUCUACCACGACAACAACGGAAACUACUACAACAUCAGAAACGACAACAACUGAUACCACAACAACGAUGGAUACAACUACAACAACGACGGUUACCACCAUAACAACAGAAACAACCAUGAUUGUUGAUACAGUCACUCGGGCGUCAAUAGUCGCCCCAGUAGUCGGAGGUGUUCUUGGUGGCGUUGCUCUAGCAAGCAUGAUCCCUGUUAUAUUGUACGCUCUGAGAAAGUUGAGCAUCGGAAAAAUUGGUCCUAAUUCAGGCACACCUAAACCAGAAACACCUAAACCAGAAACACCACGAGACAACAAUGUGAGAGUGGAAGAUGUUGAAACAAUACCAGAUGCAAAUUCGAAUGCUCCGGUACUCGAUGCGUCGAGUUCUGUCUGGCGAAAACAACUAACAAAUAAUUUUCUCUUCAAUCGUCGACAAUGGCCAGUACAAUAUAAUUCUGAACGACAAAUAAAGCGAGGCACCGAUCGUGUCAUCGUACAUGCAACUGACCAACAAUUGCAAUUAUUACUUGAUAGUGAAAUGAUUUUCGUUGAUGGCACUUUUAGUACCGCCUCCAAUGGUUUUGAUCCAGUUUUUUUGAUGCAUGCUCAAUUAUUUGGUCAAGGUAUGAGAGUUGCAUUUAAUAUUGAUAUGCGAUUUAAACAAGAAGCAACACUAUUUGGUAAACAAUUUCAACCGACACACGUUGCAUCUGAUUUUGAAUCAGCAAUUAUGUCAGCAGUUCGACGCGUAUUUCCAGCUGCUAAGCAUUCAAACUGCUUAUUCCAUUUCACGCAAUGCAUCCAUCGCAAAAUAAUGAGCUUAGGCUUAGGUGCUGAUUACGCUCAAGUUGCAACGAUACAUCAACAAUGCAAGGAAUUAAUGGGUCUAAGCUUAAUGCCGAUUUGUGAAAUGAUUUAUUUGAAUAUUUUUGAACGUCAAUGGAUAAAAAGUAGUGUUCCUCUAUCAAUGUGGAAUUCGAACGAUGUUGAUCAUCGAACCAGUAACAUGUCGGAAGUUUCUGAUGGAGACAAAGUUUCAAAUGAUUUAACAGUGAGUCAGUGUGAACAACAGCGCCACGUUAUAAAAUAUGUUCUUGAAAAGUUGGAAAACUAUGCACAUAAAUCGGAUCUCUGGUAUUUAAUUCAUGCUUCACAUCUUCGUCGCAAACUUCUUCGUAGAUCUGCACGCGUUUCAAAGCAAUAUUCAAUAUCCGAAGACCUUGUUCGCAAGUGUAUUCAUCAAAUAUUUGUUGAUGUCGAUCAAUAUGUAACGCAACUUCAUCAAUUGAUAUGUGAACAAAAAUCUGAUACUUUGAUAGUACUCUUGGAUAACAUAAAUAAAAAGAAUACUGCAUGGUAUAGUAUGCAAAUAGAACGUGCAAGACGCAUAUUUCCAACUCAACAACACUUGGAAGACAAUGAAUUGUUGGAAAAUUAUUAUAUUUAUAUUCGAGAAAGAUUAACACCUAAGCAAAAGUUAUCGAAUGCAACAGAACAAAAACAAGCUUGUCCAAACUUUUCCGAUUUGAAUAUAGAAUAUCAGAAGGCAAAUAAUACAGGAAAAGAAUAUCUAAAGCAUGUUAUACAAAACUUUCGAGAAAGGACAAUACCUGAUCUAAGAAUUAUUGAUGAGAUGGUCAAUUUAGGAAUAGCUGAUAUGAAGACGUUCCCAUCAAAAGAAGAUUUUGAAACCAGCAAUAGCUUUCUAGGAAAAGUAUUGAUUUUCCAUCGCAUCAAAGAAGCAUAUAAAACUACCCUACAAAAUACCAGCGACGACUUCAUGCUGCUUCGUUUUGGAAAAAGUUUUGGUUAUAAUGCAUCGAAAAACAUACAUCAAAUUAACAAACAAUUUUCCUACCUUCUACAUUCAUUUCUCAAGUCAAUAGUGAUUUUGUUUGCUUGUCUAACAGCAGGUUCCAACGAUAGUAUCAUAUCUGUAAUAUCAAAAAUUGACUCUCUUUGCUUAUUCGAUUACGAUUCUUCAGUGAUGAAAAUGAAUAUUGAUCUAUUUUCUCCAGAAUCAAACAUUGAUCAAUGGACAUGGCUGCUAGAAAGAUGGCACGAUACCUUAAGAACUAUGCCCAUACUACUCACACGAGCUGGUGCUUUCAGUCGUGUUGUUCGUACAACUAUUGGUAUCGGUCUUGUGCAUCUUGGCAAAUGCGCUGAAAUGAUGGUUACAACUGAGUGUACAUCGAUGAGUACUGAACUUUUGAAUGAACAAUUAUUUCAUGCUCUUCAAACAGGCUUCUACUUUGGUGUUGCUUAUGGUAUAGUCGAUUGUCUACAAGUUGAAAAACACAUUUUGGAUAACGUGCCAUUGGAUCAGUUUCUUAUUUUUGACAAUAAAAACAGUCAGACAUUAACAUCGUCUAAAACCAUUGAUAAAUGUCUUAGUCGUAUGGAACAGUUAUUGAGUGGUACUGAUUUUGAUAGAAGUCAACUACCUGAUAAUCCUUUUGCAUCAAUGCUUUUUGAAUCUUUUGAUAAUCUUUUGAUACUGACAAAAUCGAACAAUACAAUGCAUGAGUCUUUCAACGAAUUGGCUCUUCUCUUACGUUCAUAA
This is a messenger RNA of Rotaria socialis, 2758 nucleotides long. The record is from the annotation of a GenBank genome assembly. NCBI's taxonomy places the organism in Eukaryota, Metazoa, Rotifera, Eurotatoria, Philodinida, Philodinidae.